This is a messenger RNA of Mya arenaria, 3191 nucleotides long. Its product is annotated as casein kinase I-like. The transcript has a single exon. The record is from RefSeq and is a predicted model, not a curated record. The coding region runs from base 175 to 1143 and encodes 322 amino acids. Lineage: Eukaryota; Metazoa; Mollusca; Bivalvia; Myida; Myidae. Gene Ontology annotation, molecular function: ATP binding; protein serine/threonine kinase activity. Gene Ontology annotation, biological process: peptidyl-serine phosphorylation; negative regulation of canonical Wnt signaling pathway; signal transduction. Gene Ontology annotation, cellular component: cytoplasm; nucleus.
AAAUGAGUAUAUGUGUAAUAGCGCACGCGCAGUGUCGCUUAAAGAGAACGCUGGGUAAUAUAUUGCGAUGCAACCACCCAAGAUGGCAACGAAGUAAAACUGGUUUUUCAACAGGUUUGAGCGACUAUUCAGAGCCUUUAACUCAAAAAUAGACUCCAUCAAACCGCCGAAACUAUGGAUAGCGCUAAGAACUCUGGGGAUUUCAUGGUUGGGGGUAAAUAUCGCCUCGUAAGAAAGAUUGGGAGUGGCUCGUUUGGUGACAUUUAUCUUGGCAUCAACAUAACAAAUGGAGAAGAAGUAGCCGUGAAAUUGGAGUCAACAAAGGCUAGACAUCCCCAGUUACUGUACGAAAGCAAACUCUACAAAAUCCUGCAAGGAGGUGUAGGCAUUCCCCACAUUCGUUAUUAUGGUAACGAAAAAGAAUACAAUGUGCUUGUCAUGGACCUUUUGGGGCCCAGUUUAGAGGACCUUUUUAACUUUUGUUCGAGGAGAUUCACAAUGAAAACGGUUCUUAUGCUCGCUGAUCAAAUGAUUGGGCGUAUUGAGUAUGUUCACAACAAAAACUUUAUUCACAGAGAUGUGAAACCAGACAACUUCCUCAUGGGUAUCGGUCGCCAUUGUAACAAGGUCUUUUUGAUUGACUUUGGACUUGCGAAAAAGUACAGAGAUAGCCGCACACGGCAACAUAUAGCUUACCGGGAGGAUAAGAAUCUGACGGGUACUGCCCGAUACGCUAGUAUAAAUGCUCACCUGGGUAUAGAGCAAAGCAGGAGGGAUGAUAUGGAGUCCCUUGGUUAUGUGUUGAUGUAUUUCAAUCGUGGAAGUUUACCCUGGCAGGGCUUAAAAGCUAACACGAAAAAGCAGAAAUAUGAAAAAAUCAGUGAGAAGAAAAUGUCUACUCCAGUUGAGGUGCUCUGUAAAGGAUUCCCCGCAGAGUUUGCCAUGUACCUCAAUUACUGCCGUGGUCUGCGCUUUGAAGAAGCCCCAGACUACAUGUAUCUACGCCAGCUCUUCAGAAUCCUUUUCCGCACUCUGAACUACCAGUAUGACUACACAUUCGACUGGACAAUGUUAAAACAGAAGGCAGCAGCAGUUGCCCAAUCAUCAACUAAUCCGGUCACUCAAGGGACCACUGGUCGUUGAAGGAAACUGUUCUGACUAAAAUGUGAAAUAAAAAACACAUAACACUCAGCAAGAUGUACAUUUAUUUACACACGAUUAUCUACAUUUUAUCAUGAUAAUUAGUUAAGUGUAAAGGAAAUAAAUCUAUCAUAUUUUGGAUUUUUGUUAGAUUGUUUUUCAAAUAAUAUCUUCUUGUACUUUUUAUGAUGAUACUAAACAAUCUAUAUUGUUAUUGCAAAUAAUUCUGUGAAAACCAGCAGAAAAAAAUGUAAUCUUCACAAAAUUGUUGUUAAAUCUUGUCAAAUUUUAAUUUAGCUGCAGAAAGAGCUUAAUAUUUGUUCUGAAUUCUUUGAAAGACUCAAGAAUUAACACAAUUAUAUAAAAUUAACAAUUAACCUAGAGCUUCUUUAUUGCAAGACUUGUACUUAAUUGAUAAUCAUUAAGUAUGCAUGAGCACAAGACUAACUUAAAUUAUAACGAUGCAAGAUUGGACUGAACUUCAUUUCAUUAUCAUAUAUCAUUGGUUUCAAGGUUUUACAAACUGUGAAGGGGAAAGUGUUGUUCCUUGUAAUACAAGCAACUGAGAGCUUGGUUUUAGACGCAAUUUUGAUUUUAAACACACUGGCAUUCAAGAUUUAAAACACUGGUGCCAGAUGUUACAAAGUGCUAGAUAAGCCCUGUAUUUACAUGUAUUAAUUUUAAGAAAAGGGCUGAUUUUACCACACAUGCGGCUGAUGUCAGCAAAUCAUUAAAUGUAUUGUAUACCAGUUUGUAAUAUAUUUGGUUUCAUGCACAUGUAUAGAUAUAUAAGUUUAUACCUUUAGGCAUUUGCACUUGAAAAGUUAACUUAUUUCAAUACUGGGAAAACAUACUUGUACAUGUAACGUACAUGGCAACAACAUUUAAUUAAUUGAGUCUUUUAAAUGUGAUGCUUUCGUUUCCCUAGAUUUUGUAUACAUAGUGUUUGCUACAAAACAGAUUAGCUGAUAAUAAUGUUGUGGUGGAACUUGUUUUUUGUACAGGCCUUGUGCACAGACUAUUUAAGUUUGUAAAUAGAUUAAAUUUAUGUAAAAAGUGAUACAAUAUGUAAAAUAAUUAUCUGUUUGUCAUUGUUUACUUUGGUGAAAAACUAACCUUUAUAUGUGUAAAGCAGAGUUGCCAUUGUAAGACAACUUAACAUAAUAUAUAGAGAGCAUGGAGUGAAUGGGUUUGUGUUGUUAACACUUUGUAUCAGUAGAAUUGCCCAAGAAUUGUAAACAGAUGUUUCUUGUUAGCAGUAGUCAAAAUCUGAAAUGUUUGAAUGAUUGUUGCUAAUUCAUUCAUUGACUCUGAAGAUAAAUUAAAUUUUGAUUAGAAAAUUGGUAUACACUUGACAUUCUCUUAAUUGUCAAAAAGUAACAUGGUCUCUUACCGUAAUCUAAAGUCAUAUUGUAAUUACUUCUGUUUCUGUUGCUUUUGAUCAAGACCCUCUUCCUUCAGAGUAUUUUGUUAAUCUACAAAGCUAUUUGUGUAUUUUUGGCCUGUUUUGGAUAACCACACCUCAUUUUAUGUACAUGGAAUUUAUUUGCUCAUUUGAACAAUGCAAUGCUGUACAAUAUAGUAAAAACAAUGGAAUUCUUAGAAAUUUAAGCAUACCAUUAUUUUUUCUAUUAAGCUUUAAAACAUGUUGAGGGAUUAAAGCAAAAAGGUGUUGUGUGACAAAACUUUUCGUUUUCACCCAUCAAUAAACUUAUUAUACUGAAAGCAUUUACUUGCAGGAAUCACAUGUCGUGACUUUUUUAAUUUCAGAAGGCAGUUAGUUAAGCAUCAUAUAACAUAUUAACCAUUAUGGUCUUAUCUACAUGACAUCAGCUGUAUUUUGUUUAGUGGAAAACUUCCGUGUAAAACCUGUCUAUGUUGUAUACUUGAUUCAUGUAGAUGUGUAUAAUUUCAUUUUGCAUAUAUGACUCUUGUAUGUUUUAGACAACUCAAGUGUCAUCAGUGUAAGAACUUUCAGUUAUACUUGUAUAAAUGAUCCUGUCGUACAUAUAUUAGAAAAUAUGCUGAAAAUAAAGCUUAAAAUGUCAGAA